AUGGUCAAAGACGUGAAACCGGCAGGAACGUGGACGAGCGCUGCAGCGACAUAUGAGAAUGUCCGUCGCUCACUGCGUCCACUUCAACAGGCUCCCAAUGCUACUCCUCUGGUGACAAAGCAAUCCGUGUAUCGCCAUACGAGAAGCCAAACUGUCGAUAACCCGCAUUAUUGGAAGGAGAAUCGUCCCGGAACUCCCGAGUCGCACCUUGCACAUAACCUGGAGAGUGAUCCACCACGCGACAAACAGUCUCUCAAUUCCCAAACUCCACCACGAAAGAACUCACUGCAACCGGAGUCUCCCCUCGGCGUUUCGCCCCAUUCUCGACCACAUGUGCGGCCGCACCAUUCCCACAGCUUGUCUAACCCGCAUCCACCGCCGCUGACAACCACCCUGUCGACUCCCGAACUGGAAACCUUCAAAAAGUCAUCGACAGGCCAUCUGCGGACUCUGUCCAAGUUUGCCAAAUCUGGGGACACUGAAGAGUUCGCCCUUGAGACUUAUAGUCCUUCUGUUGUGGGGCUGCAGGGACGACGGCGGUUGAGGCGUGCAGACUCGGUUGCUCAUCCACAGGGUCCCGGCGCCGGUCGAAGGCAGAAUGCCUCAGCGUGGGCCGCUGGGAAUUGGAUGGACAAGCAACGUCAAUUCUUACAGGCGUACGAGUAUCUGUGCCAUAUCGGAGAGGCCAAGGAAUGGAUUGAAGAGAUUAUCCACAAACAGAUCCCGCCCAUUGUCCAACUGGAAGAAGCUCUCCGAGACGGCGUAACUCUGGCCGAGGUUGUGCAGGCAAUGUAUCCCAGUCGUACAUGUCGAAUCUUCAGAAACCCCAGGUUGCAGUAUCGGCACUCUGACAAUAUUGCUUUGUUCUUUCGAUUCUUGGACGAAGUCGAACUACCCGAGCUGUUUAGAUUCGAACUCAUCGACUUGUACGAGAAGAAAAAUAUCCCAAAGGUCAUCCACUGCAUACAUGCAUUAUCAUGGUUGCUGUUCAAAAAGGGCUUGGUGGAUUUCCGAAUGGGAAACCUGGUUGGUCAACUCGAGUUUGAGCAUCACGAACUGGAACAAACGCAAAAAGGUCUCGACAAGGCCGGUGUCAGCAUGCCGAGCUUCUCGGGAAUGGCUGCGAAUUUCGGCGCAGAACCCGAGCCAGAGCCAGAACCCGAACCCGAAUCGGAAGAAGAACGGAUUGAGCGGGAACUGCAUGAAAAUGAAUCCUCGAUUAUCGACUUCCAGGCUCAGAUCAAGGGAGCGAUGCUGCGUCUCAAGCUUGGGAAUGUUAUGAACGAGCUGUGGGACUUUGAACCGUUCCUCAUCGAUUUGCAGUCGCGAUUGCGCGGCGACUGGGCUCGUCAAGUCAUUCAAUAUCGGUUGAACAUGCGCCUGUUUGCAGUCGGAUUGCAAGCAAUCUGCCGGGGGUUUAUUGUGCGAAACCGUCAACGGGGAGAUAAGGAAUGGUGUCAAGCCCAGGAGUUCGACGUUCUACAGCUGCAAACGCUCAUCAGAGGUGCGAAAGCGAGGACUGCAGCCCAAUAUCUCCGCGGUCAGGUACGCAAUGAGGAAUCCGGUAUCAAGCGAAUUCAGGCGGCUAUUAGGGGAGCGCUGCAGCGAAAAACCGUUUGCGAUCUAUACGAAGACGCCAUUGCCGCAGAAGGCCAAAUUACUUCUCUCCAAGCGGCCAUCCGUGGCGCUUUGCAGCGAAGUGUGAUCUCCAAGCAGUGCGAUGAAACACGAGGUGCCGAAGAUGGCAUUGCGCGACUCCAGUCCUUGAUUCGAGGUACCUUCCUGAGGCAGCAGAUGAACGUCCAGCAUAACGAGCUCAAUGAUACACAGAGCCACGCAGAAUCGCUGCAAGCCGCUAUUCGAGGAAUGCUAGCUCGUAACAGUGUUGCUCAACUUCGCGAAUCACUCGCAAAGGAGACAACCGCUGUCACCUUCAUCCAGGCAGCUGCGAGAGCACUCGCUGCUCGGAGACGCCAUUCUCAGCUGGUUGAAGCACUUGCCAAGACAAAGGAUAGUUGCAUCUCGUUGCAGGCUUCCAUCCGUGGUGGAGCUGUGCGAGCAAAUCUCAACUCGCUUCGGCAGGAAUUGGGACAGUUUUCCUUGCCAUUUAUAGAGAUCCAGAGUAUCCUGCGAGGCAUGCGUGUGCGGGACUUUCUGGAGUUGCAGAGAAUCGCCUUGUUGCAAGAGGAGGAAACGAUACUCGAAGUGCAGUCUUUAGCUCGAGGUGUCUUGCUGAGGAGACGCCUGGAAGCAGAUGCGGAGGCGCUUCGGGCCCAGGAAGACAUGAUUGUGGAAUUGCAGGCCCUUGCUCGCGCCGCUAUUCUUAGAAUCGAGGUUGGAGGUAUCCUUGAUCAGCUAGAGGAUUGCGAGGAUGAGGUUAGUCAGCUACAAGCGCACAUACGCGCAAUGCUCAUCCGGGUCGAGGUUGGUCAGACUCUGGCCGAUCUUGCGGCCGAAGAAGACAUCAUCACUGAUCUUCAAUCGCGCAUCCGGGGACACAUCAUCCGGUCCAGGUUUGAAGAAAAACGGCAGUAUUAUCGGGCGAACAUGGAAAAAGUGAUCAAAGCCCAAAGCGUGAUACGAGGUAGAAUCCAGGGCCAGGCCUACAAGAGUCUCACAACCGGAAAGAAUCCACCAGUCAACACCGUCAAAGGAUUUGUACAUCUGCUUAACGACAGUGAAUUUGACUUCGAUGAGGAGAUUGAAUUCGAGCGACUUCGAAAGCUAGUCGUGCAACAGGUCCGGCAAAAUGAACUGGCGGAACAAUACAUCAGCCAACUGGAUAUUAAGAUUGCACUCCUGGUGAAGAACAAAAUUACCUUGGAUGAAGUUGUCAAGCACCAGAAGCACUUUGGCGGUCAUGUUGGCAGUCUCUUGUCUAAUGCCGAUAUCGCAUCGAAGGAUCCCUUUGACCUCAAAGCCUUGAAUAAGACAUCAAGGAGGAAGUUAGAGCACUACCAAGUCUUAUUCUUCCUCCUGCAGACACACUCCCAGUAUCUCGCCAAGUUGUUCCGCAGGCUUCGUGAGCUCAACACACCGGAGAAGGAAUACGAGAGGAUCAGACACUUGAUGAUGGGGCUCUUCGGGUACUCCCAAAAGAGGCGCGAGGAGUACUAUCUCAUCAAGUUGCUGUCCCGCGCAGCUCGGGAGGAGAUUGAAAGUUUCGACUCACUGCAUGAUUACCUGCGCUGCAACUCGUUCUGGACCAAACUGUUCGCAUCGUAUAUCAAGUCACCCCGAGACCGGAAAUUUAUGCGCGACGUCCUCGGCCCUGUCGUCAGGGAGAAUGUCGUUGAUAAUGCAGAACUCGACCUUGAAAGUGACCCAAUACAGAUCUAUCGCUCGGCCAUCAACAACGAAGAACUACGUACUGGCAGACAAAGUCGGCGGCCGCUGGACAUCCCACGUGAAGAGGCCAUCAGAGACCCCGAAACAAGAGCAACUUUCAUCCAGAAUCUGCAAGACCUCCGGGACAUUGCAGAUCAAUUCUUCUCGGCGUUCGAGGAACUUCUCUAUCGCAUGCCAUUUGGAAUCCGCUACAUUGCGCAGCAGAUGUACGAAUGUCUUCUCUCUCGCUUCUCAGGCGAAGACCCUGGUUUUAUUUUGCAGACCGUCGGCCACUGGGUGUGGAGGAACUACUUCCAGCCUGCUAUGAUUGAGCCCGAGAAAUAUGGAGUCAUGGAUCGUGGUCUCACACAAGAGCAGAAGAGGAAUUUGUCGGAGAUAGCAAAGGUAGUUGCUCAAGUCGCCUCGGGUAGAUUGUUUGGUACCGAAAAUGUCUACUUGCAGCCAUUGAACAGCUAUGUUGCCGACUCGAUCCAACGACUCGGCCACAUUUGGGGUGACAUGAUCACAGUACAAGAUGCAGAGAUGUAUUUCGACAUCGAUGAGUUCAAUGAUUUGUAUGCGAAGACUAAGCCGACACUGUACAUCAAAAUGGCCGACAUCUUCUCCAUUCAUCAGCUUGUCGCUUCAGAAAUCAACUACAUCUGCCCACACCCCGACGAUAUUCUGAGAGAGAUUGUUCGCGAUCUUGGAAAUGUCAAGACCAAUGAGAAUGAGUUGAUGAGUGUCAAUUCGUCGGAAAUCAAUUUGACGUUGAAUCCAAAGCUUGCACAAGUAGAAGAUCCCGAGGCAGAUAUCAAGGCUCUCUUCAUGGAAACGAAACGUUGCGUUCUCUAUAUCAUCCGAGUGCAGUCAGGUGCCAAUUUGAUGGAGAUUAUGGUCAAGCCUCCUACUCCGGAGGACGAGGAGCGAUGGAUGACGUUAGUUCGGGACGAGCUGACCGCCAAUACGAGUCAACGCAGUGCAUAUUCCGAGGCGAACACUCUGGUUGAUAUUGCGUCCAUGUCAUACUCCGAACUGAAGCGGACUGCGCUUGAGAACAUUCUCCAACUGGAGCACACCGGCAAGAUCCGCCGGGAUAAUCAUUACCAGGAUCUUCUCAACGCUAUUGCCAUUGACAUUCGGACCAAGCACAGACGCAGAAUCCAACGAGAGCGAGAGCUGGAAAGCGCACGGCUGACCCUGGGUCGCCUCAAUGAUCAAGCUGCUUGGCUGGAACAGCAGCUCAAGACUUACAAUGACUAUAUUGAGCAAGCCAUGAUCACUCUGCAGAACAAAAAGGGCAAGAAGCGAUUCCUACUGCCAUUCACCAAGCAGUGGGAUCACCAGCGUGAACUUCAGAAGUCUGGCAAAGUGUUCAAGUUUGGCUCCUACAAAUACUCGGCACGGAACCUUGCAGACAGAGGCGUUCUGGUGUAUUGGAAGGGCUACUCAGAGCGCCAGUGGGACCGUGUUGACUUGACAAUAUCCAGUAACGAAGUUGGCGUCUUCACGAUUGACGGCAGCAGUGGUCCUAUGAUGGUGCCCGGGGCCAACGCCCAGGUACCCCUGGACGACCUAUUGCAAGCGCAGUUCAACAACAUGCAGUUCAUGGACUUUUUUGACGGACACCUACGCGUCAACGUCAACCUCUUCUUGCACUUGAUCAUGAGAAAGUUCUACAACGAAUGA
Aspergillus clavatus NRRL 1 is the source of this 5016-nucleotide messenger RNA. RefSeq names its product putative Ras GTPase activating protein. Gene Ontology annotation, cellular component: cytoplasm. Gene Ontology annotation, biological process: regulation of actin cytoskeleton organization; regulation of GTPase activity. Bases 1 to 5016 code for a protein of 1671 amino acids. The transcript is spliced from 3 exons. Gene Ontology annotation, molecular function: GTPase activator activity; protein binding. The record is from RefSeq and is a predicted model, not a curated record. NCBI's taxonomy places the organism in Eukaryota, Fungi, Ascomycota, Eurotiomycetes, Eurotiales, Aspergillaceae.